This is a messenger RNA of Aspergillus ochraceoroseus IBT 24754, 2214 nucleotides long. Its product is annotated as Zn(II)2Cys6 transcription factor. NCBI's taxonomy places the organism in Eukaryota, Fungi, Ascomycota, Eurotiomycetes, Eurotiales, Aspergillaceae. Gene Ontology annotation, cellular component: nucleus. The transcript is spliced from 3 exons. Gene Ontology annotation, biological process: positive regulation of transcription by RNA polymerase II. The record is from RefSeq and is a predicted model, not a curated record. Gene Ontology annotation, molecular function: DNA-binding transcription factor activity, RNA polymerase II-specific; transcription cis-regulatory region binding; zinc ion binding. The coding region runs from base 1 to 2214 and encodes 737 amino acids.
AUGGCACAUUCCUCCCCCCCACCCCAAGCCCCCAUGACGGGCUAUCUCUCGGGCUCUUUACAUCCCCAGGAGCCUUCUCCGCUCUCCACCUAUUCAAUCUUGGGUCCUGCCAAUUAUCCAAAAAGCGUUGCGCUUUGGCAUAAUCCUCCGGCGCAACAGCAGCAGCAGCAACCGGAACCGUCGCCGCCACAGAUCCCCGCGGCUUCCUAUACAGCACCCCCCACAACACCAUCCCUCCUCCAGCCAUUACCGGAUCAGAAAAAGCACAAACGGACUCGAAGUGGUUGUUUUACCUGUCGAUCCCGUCGCAUCAAAUGCGACGAAACCCGUCCGAUUUGCGAUCGAUGUCGAAAGGGGAGUCGUGACUGUGUUUAUCCAAGCUCCACGGGAACGGGCGCGCCAUCAAAGCCGGGAUUGCGGUCUGUCGUCAAGGGGAAGGUCCCUCGUCCACAAUCCUGUGGGAGUGAUUCUUCCGGGUAUGUUGAAACAGACGAAGUUCGUGCCCUAGACCCGAUUGUAGACGAAGGAGAAGAGGAAACCAGCCCCAAUUCCAGCACGCAUCAAUCGCCACCCUCUGCAUCGGCUAUUCCAGUUAGAUCAAAACCGGAGCUUCCGCAGCAGGAGGGUAGUGGUCAGCCUCUACGGCGACGCAAAGGGAAAUGGCAGAGCGGUGGUGGUGCUACAACAGAUCCCGCGGUCUCCUGCAAAGAGAGCAGUAGCUCACCGUCCACUGAGGGAUCCUCGAGGUUUGAAUCGUUGAGUACACGAUCGGCCAGUGUCGGAUUUAUACCCCUCGAUUCUGUUGGACCCCCGAAUACAGCCCAUUUAUCAGAAGAUCUUCGCUAUUAUCUCUCAUAUCACCAAGAUUUCAUCGAUUAUCGGCAUUACUUUCUAGGGCCUUCCAGCAGCAACUUUGUCCACGACACUAUCCUCGAAUUUGCAUUGCAGUAUGAGCCUCUACUCUACGCAAUUGUUGGCUUCGCUUCAUACCAUCAUUGCGUACAGACCGGGAAUGGAAAGCUCUAUUCAUUCCUCAGAUACUACAACAAAGCCUUGACACAGUUGCGGAAGUCUCUAGGCUCCGGGGAACCGUAUAGUGAAGCAACCCUAGUCACCGUGCUGGUACUCACUACGUUUGAGGAAUUCAUAGGUGACUGGGUCAAUUUGAUUGACCACCACCAGGCUGCCCAUGUUCUGAUACGCGAUCUUCUAUCACCUGAAUCGGCAAGUUCGGACGAGAUUCAUAGACACAUCUUCGUAUGGUAUGCACGAUUCGACGUAGUAGCCGGAAUUCUCGCCGCAAACGAGGUGGUUUUGGGACGAGAAUGGUACAUUAAAAGAGAAGAAUACGACGAACAGCAGGCAGCAAACGAUCCAGAUAAUAUCGAGAAACAACUAGCGCUGGCAUCUUCGAUUAACCGUCGUUUUGGCCUGGAAAUGGCAUCCUUGUACGCCAAAUUCUCGCGUGGCAUGAUCGCAAUCGAGGAUUUUAUAAUUCAGAACACCCAUCUUGAACAAACUCUAGAGCGUAUGCGGGGCAUCUUGGAGAAGUUCAACUUGGAAUACAAAGUUCAAACCUAUCCAAACCAGCAACCCUUGACAAAGGAUGAUAUUGUGGACCCGUAUAUCCCAGGUGGAUUACAUUAUGGCCCGCUUUGGGAGGUGAAUUUUGCUUGGAUUGACUACUACUCAACAAAAGCUAUGUUCAAGUAUCAGUCCAUGUUAUCUUUAAGGCAGUCGUCGUUGGAGGAAUUGCAGAGCCUCGCAUACGAGCAAUGUCGUUUAAUCGAGUCAGUCCACCGAUGGCCAGACAAGGAAAACGGCUACGUGUUUGGGUUCAAGAACAGUAUCGGAAUGGUAGCCAUGUUUCUCCCGAAGGAUUCAAAGCACCUUAUGUGGAGCAGGCGAAAAUUUGCUCUCAUGGAGCAGCACGGAUACUGUGUUGCUCCAAAAUUCCGAAUCUCUCUUGCGACGCUAUGGCAGAUGCCGGAACUCAACCACUGGUGGCUCCCAAACGAUGAAGGCUAUCCAGAUAUCAUUCGUGAGGUGCGUGCGAUGACCGAAGAGCGCACAAACAAUCCUAGGGAUGGUUUCCGAGAAAGUGUACGCGACAUGAAGACUCUCUUUUGGAACAUUAGUCUCGACGAUACCGAAAGCGAGAACAGCCCAUCCUCUGUGGGAACAGAUGUACCUUGGUCUGCACGUCCCCGUUAG